AUGGAGGUCGAUAUCGCGCCAUACGAACCGCGAAGCGUACUAGAAACGCUCCCAUGCAGUUUGCCCAUAUCACAUUUCCAAACCGACACUGACUUUGAAAGUAUCGCCACUCCAAUCGUACAAUCGCUGGGAGACCUCGCGCCAGAAAGCCUCUCUUCGACAUCAAUAUGGCGCGACGUCUUCGCCCUGACUGGCACUAUGCGAACAUUUUACUCACCCGACUCUAUCGCGAAGGCUUGGACUGAAACGUGUGCGUCCAGACAGGCGUGCGAUUUUGCCCCCAUCGAGACUUCGGCAAAACCAACGCGCCUGGACAAUGAUAUUGGGUGGGUGAAUGUUUCCUUCACAUUUCGCAAUCGUGGAAGCCCUGCUUCUACCUGCAGAGGAUUUCUGUCCCUUGUUCUAGAAGAUGGACACUGGAGGAUCUGGCUCAUCAGGACUGUCCUGGAGCAGUUAGAGGGUUGUGAGGAUGUCGACAUCCUUCCAGCUGUCCAAGCAAUGCCAAACGGAGUGAAUGGGAAUCAUGUCCAGACGAACAGCACGAACGGGAGCCAUAUUGCGACGAAUGGGGCCAACAACUCUCCCAAUCACUUCGACUGUGUCAUCGUAGGAGCUGGUCAAGCAGGUCUAGGCUCGGCAGGACGGCUCCAAUCCCUGGGGAUCUCCUACGUGGUGCUCGACAAGAAUGCCCAAAUCGGCGACAAUUGGAUGACCCGGUACGAUUCCGCGAGGCUACACACUGCCCGCGAGUACAACCACUUACCCUUCGACCGGACAUUUCCUCUGCCAUACCAAGAAUUCCUCACCAAAUACGACCUGGCGAGAGGAUAUAAGGACUGGGUCGAGAAGUUUGGAAUCGACAAGCACAUCUGGUUCAACGCGACUCUCGAAUCAGGAUCAUGGGACGAAGGACGCAGGACGUGGACAUUGCUCGUCCAUCGUGCAGACGGUUCAACUCAGAGCCUCACCUGUCGACACGUCGUCAUGGCCACCGGUGGAGGAGGACAGAUUCCCAUUAUGCCACAAUACCCCGGCCGCGAAGUCUUCCAAGGCACAGUCCUGCAUUCGGCAGAGUACAAAUCCGCCGAACCCUGGCGCGGCAAGGCCGGCAUUGUGAUCGGCACGGCAAACACGGCUCACGAUGUCGCCGAGGACAUGGUGGAAGCAGGGCUCUCACAGGUCACCAUGGUGCAGCGUUCCCGCACUUACGUGUUGCCGUGCGAAUACUUCAAAGUGAUUUCGGAUCGGUCGUACAACGCAGAUGUCCCCACGGUCGAUGCUGACCGAGAGCAGUAUUCGAUGCCGUACGCACUAACGAGGCUACUGAGUCGGAAAGCAUUGCAUGGGAUGGCGGCCAAAGAGCCCGAACGCUUUGACGCCCUAGAGCGCGCUGGGUUCAGAGUCGAGAGAUAUGGCGAUAUCAUGUGGCAUAUCUGCGAGAAGUUAGGUGGGCAUUACAUGGACGUAGGCUGUUCGGACCUGAUUGCGAAGGGAUUGAUUAAAAUGCAAUCCAACGCCCUGCCCACACACUUCACUCGGACAGGCCUGGCCUUCAGCGACGGCAGCGAGAUCCCCGUGUCCGUGGUAAUCUUCUGCACCGGCUUCGUGGGCAACAUGCGCACAGACGUGGCCCGCAUAUUUGGCAAGGAAGUCGCGUCUCGGGCGGACGACUUUUGGGGGCUGGACAGCGAGGGGGAACUCAAGGGGGUGUUCAAGCGGAACAGCCAUCCGAAUCUGUAUUACAUGGGCGGGACGAUUGGGCAUGCCAGGUAUUUCUCCCGCCAUGUGGCGUUGCAGAUCAAGGCGGAGUUGAUGGGCACGCCCCUGCCCGUCUACGAAGGGGAACGAAGGCCAGAGAUGGGGAAUUGGCGAGCGGUGUCGGACGGCAGUGAGCCGUGA
This is a messenger RNA of Cladophialophora immunda, 1899 nucleotides long. RefSeq lists its product as uncharacterized. Lineage: Eukaryota; Fungi; Ascomycota; Eurotiomycetes; Chaetothyriales; Herpotrichiellaceae. The transcript is spliced from 4 exons. The coding region runs from base 1 to 1899 and encodes 632 amino acids. Gene Ontology annotation, molecular function: NADP binding; N,N-dimethylaniline monooxygenase activity; flavin adenine dinucleotide binding. The record is from RefSeq and is a predicted model, not a curated record.